This is a messenger RNA of Orbilia oligospora ATCC 24927, 396 nucleotides long. RefSeq lists its product as uncharacterized. The record is from RefSeq and is a predicted model, not a curated record. Bases 1 to 396 code for a protein of 131 amino acids. The transcript has 3 exons. Lineage: Eukaryota; Fungi; Ascomycota; Orbiliomycetes; Orbiliales; Orbiliaceae.
AUGCUAAACUAUACUCUGUCUACAGGCGAAGUUUUCGCAAUCGAAACUUUCGGGUCCACGGGACGUGGUUUAGUUCAUGACGAUCUCGAGGUUUCACAUUAUGCUAAAAGAUCAGAUAUUGAUACUAGCACCGUGCCCUUGCGAUUGCCGUCUGCAAAGUCCUUGUUAAGUGUGAUUAAUAAGAACUUUGGUACGCUUCCAUUUUGCCGGAGAUAUCUCGAUCGCCUUGGACAGGAACGCUACCUUCUUGGCCUGAAUAACCUCGUUACAAGUGGUAUAGUGGAAGCCUACCCGCCUCUUUGCGAUAUUAAGGGAUCUUACACAGCGCAAUACGAACAUACAAUUCUUCUGCGACCAACUUGUAAAGAGGUGGUAUCUCGUGGGAACGACUAUUGA